Molecule: messenger RNA, 1149 nt
Organism: Dreissena polymorpha
Lineage: Eukaryota; Metazoa; Mollusca; Bivalvia; Myida; Dreissenidae
Product: E3 ubiquitin-protein ligase TRIM33-like
Exons: 2
Coding region: 196-936 (246 amino acids)
Biological process (GO): positive regulation of DNA-templated transcription
Cellular component (GO): chromatin; nucleoplasm
Molecular function (GO): ubiquitin-protein transferase activity
Source: RefSeq, a predicted model, not a curated record
UAAAAUUGAGUUUUAUCUUUGAUAGUGGUACGGUUAGGCGCUGCUUUUUAUUGGACUAUGGACCGGAGCUAGAUGGGCGUUAUUUCUUCAUCUCUUUAAUAUAGCCUACCGGCAGUAAGAGAUACUAAACAAUAUUAAUUAAAUUAAACUUUAAGAGAUUUAAAGCUGCUUUGUUAACAAAACUCAUUCAGUAAAAUGGCAACCUUUUUACAAUCCACCAUUGACAAGGGAUCUGACAUUCUCCAAGAUUUCUUAUGUUCGACAUUUGAAGACAAGAAACUGGAUCAAAUGGCUGAUUUCUACUGUGGAACUUGUGUUAAAUUUUACUGCGGAAAAUGUAUUGGCAUGCACAGCCAGUUGUUUAUAAAACAUGCCCCCUAUGGAAGGGGAGAUUUGAAGAAAUGGCCAGUGGCAAAGCAGGUGGAAGAUUUUCUAUUGAAAUGCGAUGUCCAUAAAGAUAAAAACCUUGAAUUGUUUUGUGAUAAUCACAUUGAGCUGUGCUGCACAAACUGUGCAAUUCUUAACCACAGACACUGCCAAAAGAUAACUCUUAUAUCCGACAUCGUAAAAAGCCAGUCUACAGACCUUCAACAACUUUCAGUUUCUAUCCAAACUAUUCUAAAAGAGUUGAAGAAACUUCAAGACAACCAAGAGGCUAGCAUUCAGUAUGUGCAAAGUUCAUAUGAUGAACAGUUACACAAGAUACAGAAUACUCGUAGAGAAAUAAAUGCAGCCCUUGACACUAUUGAACAGAAGACACGAAAGGAAAUGUUAGAUACUGUAACCAAACUGCAGGCCUCUACCAAAAGUGAAGCUGAUAAAUGCAUCAGGCUAAGGGAUGAAUUGAAACAACUUCGAGACACCACACAGGACAUAAGUGAUAAAAGCAAGCAGGAGUUAUCCUUUAUUGCCACCAGAAAAUGCGAGAAAAAAUAAAACAAUCUAAAACUUUUUUGAAUAGCACUCUUCAGGAUAAAUGUUAUAUAUCAUUCCAGCCUAACAUUGAAAUUGUACAGUACUUGUCAACACUGUCCGGUCUUGGAAAGAUUGAACACAGUACCCAGACAAUGAUGGUACAAGAUAAUCCAAACAAGGUUAUCACUGUGCAGGGCAAGUCUGAACACAAUGUGAAAGUAUCAAGUGAUUCAA